Messenger RNA from Diabrotica balteata, 2301 nucleotides. The record is from the annotation of a GenBank genome assembly. NCBI's taxonomy places the organism in Eukaryota, Metazoa, Arthropoda, Insecta, Coleoptera, Chrysomelidae.
GUUAUAAGGAAGAUUCCACUCGACAAGGUUAAGGUUUAAAAGUUAAUUCUAGAUAACGCGUUUUAUUGAAAUUAAGGUUUGUUAGGACUAGUUAAGUAGCUGUCAUAGUUUUGUACCAUAUUUUUAUUAAUUCCUUUGUUUUGCACGUUUUCUACACAAUCCAAUAAAUCGCAACCAUGUCAGUUACCACAAUGAACGAACCUCCUAGAAUUUACUAUGAAGAAGAAAGUCAAUCCGACAAACUUCUCAGGAAAUCUAAAGAAACACCCGUUUUUCCAAUUGCUAUUGGGGUGUGUGCUGCAGCAGUAGGAUAUGGAAUUUAUGCCUAUAAAAAUAAAGGAAAAAUGAGUACAAGUGUAUACCUAAUGCACCUUCGAGUCGGAGCCCAAGGGGCGGCAGUAGGAUCUUUAACACUAGGUUUGAUAUACACAAUGAUCAAUCGACAUUUCACGAAGAAACCGUCAGAAUAGUUUGCUUUAGCAAAUAAUUAAUGCGCUCUUAAUGCUGUACAAUGUAAUCUGAAAAGUAUUAUAAAUUAUCAUUUUUAACAAUGUAGUAAACUAGGAAUUAAUUAUAAAAAAGAUCAGUUUUCAGAAAAGAUCUAUAUUGUUUAUGAACAAGUCUAUAAAUUCUAUUAAAUAUAUAUUUAAAGGAAAAAAUGUUGAUCUUUAGCGAAUAAAAAUGUAAUUAUUAUAAAAAUAUAAUAUCAAAAUUAUUUUUUGUAGGGCUACUGUUUAUAUUUUUAGUACUUUUUUCUUAAGCUGACAUAAAUAUACUAAAUAAUAUCAAAGGAAGAUCUUACACAUCUGGAAACUUCUAUUAUUUAUUUUUUUGUGAUUAUUUUUGCUCAAAUACUGUUUAAUAGGGAGUAAAGGAAACUGAGAAAAUGAAAACUUCAGAGAUCUCGAUAGGCUGGUCAUGUAUUGAGCAUGGAGGCCACAGAUUGUCGAAAAGAACCCUGCAGGGGGAAUAAUAUAGAGAAUAACCUAGAAUCGCAAGACCAAAAAGAAGGCUGCGGUAAACGUGGGAGGAUGAUGUGGCAGAGGACAAAAUUUGCUAGACGUGAGAACUUUGAGAAGUACGGCACUAGCCCGGCAAUAUUGGAGGCAAACUGUUCUUGCUAACCUUCAUCGCCGUUUUCCUCAUUACUUUCAGUUGUUCAUUUUUAUCUUUAGAAGUAUAUCUGCAGCGGUGUCGAGUUCCAGAGUUACUGGAUGGUUGAGGCUGUGUUCCUCUUUCUUUGUUUGUUCCUAGCCCGUUCUUGUCCCAAGAGAAACUAGAGAACGGAUGGUCACUCCCGCAGAGUCUUCUACGCGGUGAGUAGACUAAUAAACUUUAGGUGUCACAUGAUAGCCGGAGUUAAGUCAUCCUUAGCUUCCACUCGGUCGUGUUCACCCCACUUAAUUGGCGGCCACAACCGAAUAUGAAAAGCCCUCUAUCACGACAAAGUCUCACAGCUCUCGAAAGUUGUAGCUGAAGUUGAUUCAUUACUAGAAACUUUUACAGUUCAUAAAGAUGAAAUAAUAUGCAGUUUUUAAUGAAAUAUCCGAAAUAUGAUAUACAUAUAUAAAACUGUAAGUUAUUUUACUCUGGUACUAACAACGACCGAUAUAAUCAUAUGAUAUUCACCGAACUCAGCUCCAACAAACUAGUAAAUUUAGUAAUUAAUUUUUUGCAAUGUUGGACAAAGUUUGAGAUGAACUAGAAUUUGUUGGAAGUUAUUAUACAACCAGGCGCAGGUGUUUUUUUUUAGUAUACAACCAGUAAUUGUAACUUAAAAGUAAAAGGUUUAAAUGUUUAUGUUUUGUAUUGUGUGAACGAUUUCCAAAGUGGAAAUCUAAACAUCAAAAGAAAUGUAUUUUAAACUCAAGUUGUGGUUAAUUCUCAAUAAAGCUAAUAAAGCACUUUAAUGAUGUUGAAAGCAUUGUAUUAAAAAUACUAUUGGAAAGAAACAUUUUGGUUGGUGUGCUAUGAACUUAUGCGCAAAAUUAUAAACUCAAGUGGUUGUAUGAUAAUUGUUAAUAGACUUAGGGAUGUACAGCUUGCCAAUUUAUUUAAAUGUAUAACUUUAAUAAAAAAAAAAAACGCUUUACCUCAUGUUUUAUGAAUGUAACUUCGUUAUUGUAAUCUGUGAUAUACCUAUUAAAAACCAACUGACAGUUACAUUGAAGUUAAAAAUGACCUUUUAUAAUUAUUAACAGAAACACUGUAUUAAAAUUACAAAGAUUAUGUACGUUUAUAGUAGUUGUUAAAGUUACUUUAAAUUAAUUUAUUUUUAAAAUAUAUGAUUUACUUUGCUAU